Molecule: messenger RNA, 1488 nt
Organism: Theobroma cacao (cacao)
Lineage: Eukaryota; Viridiplantae; Streptophyta; Magnoliopsida; Malvales; Malvaceae
Source: RefSeq, a predicted model, not a curated record
CCGCAAUCUCUCAAAAAAAAAAAAAAAAAACAAGGGAAGAAAGGUUCGGAGAGAGGCAGGCAGCAUGUCGAAGCUGGUGGUGUUGCAGCCCACAAAGCAGCCUUCCAUCCCCCUCCUCCCUUCCUCUCUCUCUGACUUCAGUGGCACAAAACUCUGUCAAAUUCAGUACAAAAGAAAGGUAUGGCAGCCAAAAGGAGCAUUGCAUGUUGCAGCAGCUAGCACCAAGAAAAUUCUUGUAAUGGGAGGCACCCGGUUCAUUGGUAUAUUUUUGUCAAGACUCCUUGUGAAAGAGGGACAUCAGGUUACUUUGUUUACCAGAGGUAAAGCGCCAAUUACCCAACAAUUGCCUGGUGAACCAGACAGUGAGUACUCCGAUUUCAAAUCCAAGAUCUUGCAUUUGAAAGGAGAUAGAAAGGACUUUGAAUUUGUGAAAUCCAGUCUCUCUGCUGAAGGUUUCGAUGUGGUCUAUGAUAUAAAUGGUAAUGUAGAUUUUUAUUUGUCCACUCUUUCCACUGGGAUAGAACUGUUCAUCAAUAUAUCACAAAACAUACUUUUUGUUUCAAGUAGAGAAUAUUUCUUGCUACAAUUUUCAGGACGAGAGGCAGAUGAAGUUGAACCCAUACUGGAUGCACUCCCAAAUCUAGAACAGUACAUAUACUGCUCCUCAGCUGGUGUCUACCUCAAAUCUGAUCUUUUACCACAUUGUGAGACUGAUGCUGUUGAUCCAAAGAGUAGGCACAAGGGAAAGCUUAACACAGAGAACUUACUGGCUUCCAGGGGUGUUAAUUGGACUUCUUUAAGGCCAGUCUACAUAUAUGGACCUUUGAAUUACAAUCCUGUUGAAGAAUGGUUCUUUCACCGUCUGAAAGCAGGUCGCCCUAUUCCAAUUCCCAACUCUGGAGUACAAAUAACCCAACUUGGUCAUGUAAAGGACUUGGCCAAGGCUUUCAUCCAGGUUCUUGGUAAUGAAAAAGCCAGCAAGCAGGUAUUCAACAUUUCGGGAGAAAAGUAUGUCACUUUUGAUGGAUUAGCAAGGGCAUGUGCCAAGGCUGCUGGAUUUCCUGAGCCUGAGAUUGUUCACUACAACCCCAAGGAGUUUGACUUCGGUAAAAAGAAGGCAUUCCCAUUCCGUGAUCAGCAUUUCUUUGCAUCAAUUGAAAAGGCAAAGCACGUGCUCGGAUGGGAACCUGAGUUUGACCUGGUGGAAGGACUUGCAGACUCGUAUAACCUAGAUUUUGGCAGGGGAACAUACAGGAAGGAGGCUGAUUUCUCAACCGAUGACAUGAUUCUUGGCAAAAGCCUUGUGCUCCAGUCAUAGGAUUAUUCAUCUCAUCGCUGUAUAAAAUUUUGCCUUGUCAUUUUCUCCGUUAAGUUUCCCCUCAAGUUCAUAUAGAAAAUGUUUGAAUGAUAUUGUUUUCCAUCAAUUUGGAAUGUGGAAUUGUAGCAAUCCAAGUUGUAUCAGUUCUUUUCUGGCAACUAAGGCUAUCA